This is a messenger RNA of Penicillium paradoxum, 966 nucleotides long. RefSeq names its product putative short chain dehydrogenase/reductase. NCBI's taxonomy places the organism in Eukaryota, Fungi, Ascomycota, Eurotiomycetes, Eurotiales, Aspergillaceae. The transcript has a single exon. The record is from RefSeq and is a predicted model, not a curated record. The coding region runs from base 1 to 966 and encodes 321 amino acids. Gene Ontology annotation, cellular component: endoplasmic reticulum. Gene Ontology annotation, molecular function: oxidoreductase activity.
AUGUCCUUCUCUGUCGAUCUAGGAAACUACACAAAACCAUUAGCCUACUUAGGUCUCUUCACCCUCGGAAAAACCGCCCUAUCCAUCACCCGCCAAGCAACAACCUACCUCCUGCCCAGCACCCUCCGCGAACGCUACAACCCCACUCAAUCAAACUGGGCCCUAGUCACCGGCGCAACAGACGGAAUCGGAUUUGGGUUUAGCCAAGAGCUCUGUAAGCGAGGAUUCAAUGUCAUCCUGCACGGUCGUAGUGCCGAGAAACUCGACCGCCGCCGUCGCGAACUCCAAGAGCUAUUCCCCGCCACGCAUGUCGCCGUAAUCAUGCGUGAUGCACAGAAUUUGACUGCUGAUAUCGAUGCCGUGGAUGGCGAGGUGCGCGAGAUUAUUCGCGCUGCUGGUGUUGGCGCCUUGACCGUGCUUAUUAAUAACGUCGGUGGUGAGACCAGACCGUCUACGCUUCUGAAGGAGUAUAGCUUUGAAAAUGUCCAGGAUACCAUUGCGCGGAAUGCGACGUUUGCUAUUCAGAUUACGCGUGUUCUUGCGGCGCAGCUGGAAGAGAAUGCGCCUGGGCUGGUGCUGAAUGUCUCUUCGGUCGCGGGGUUCGGGUUGCCAUAUAUCAGUAUUUAUAGCUCUACGAAGGGAUUUGUGGAUUCGUUUACAAAGUCGCUGUAUGCGGAGUUUGUUUCCGAGGGGAAGGAUGUUGAGGUCAUGGGGUUGCGAGUUGCUGAGGUGAGGACUGCUGCGUAUGAUGUGAAGAGUACCUUGUUUGUCCCUGAGGCGAGAGUACUGGCUAGUGCGGCGUUGGAUCGGGUUGGCUGUGGGCAGGAGAUUGUAUGGGCUUAUUUCUGGCAUUGGCUGCAGGGCUUGUCGUUUGAUUAUCUGCCUCGUUGGAUGUUGAUCAAGUUUGCCGCCAUGAAGAUGAAGGCGAUCAGGGCUGAUAUGGACGCCAAGGCGAAGAGCAGUUGA